Molecule: messenger RNA, 1700 nt
Organism: Penaeus chinensis
Lineage: Eukaryota; Metazoa; Arthropoda; Malacostraca; Decapoda; Penaeidae
Gene: Glut4EF
Product: zinc finger protein 704-like
Exons: 6
Coding region: 85-981 (298 amino acids)
Biological process (GO): regulation of transcription by RNA polymerase II
Cellular component (GO): nucleus
Molecular function (GO): DNA-binding transcription factor activity; RNA polymerase II cis-regulatory region sequence-specific DNA binding
Source: RefSeq, a predicted model, not a curated record
CUCUCGGCCUCCGCUUGCAUCACCGUAGUGUUGUUUGUGCUUGCAGUCACGCAGGAACGGCCCGAAGGUCUGGUCAGCGAGUCCAUGUCCCCGGGGUCGUCCGUGUCGUCGGGCGUGUGGUCGUGGGUCGAUGGCUCCUCGUCCUCGUCGUCGUCGUCGUCCUCGUCGUCCCGCUCGCCCGCCCACCGCUCCGCCACGCCCUCGCCGCCCCUGUGCGAGUCCUCGCCGCCCGCCACCGACGACGGCCUCGAGCUCGACGACUCGCUCUUCGAUGACGCGGUCCCCAGGAAGCGCAGGAGCUCCACCCGCACCAUGUUCAAGUGCACGUGGGCCGGCUGCCAGGAGAUGACAUCCGCCUGCGAUGCCAUUGAGAGACACAUCCGCGCCAUCCACCUCGGGCGCGAGGAGGUGAGCAGCGAGCACAGCGACAGCGACAGCGACGACGAGGAUGACCACGAGGAGGAGUUCUACUGGCGCGAGGUGGAGGUCAACGUGGCCACGUGGGUGGACCCCUGCGAGCCCCUGGUGGCGCCCGUGGUGCCCCCACCCACCCCGCCCGCGCCCCCUGCCAUGACCGUGACCGUGGCGCCAUCGCCGCCCACACCCCCGGCGGCCGUCGCCCAGCCCUUGGGCGUGGGCAUCCCGCCCGGGCCCAUCCAGCCGUCCCACCCGCAGUACAUCCAUGUGUCGUCGCCGCCCACGCUCAGCCACAUGGACAUGGCGCGCCCGCCCCACGAAGAUCCCGAGUACAGACGCCAGGCCGCCCCCAUGCCCCUCUCCAGCUCAUGGCCUCGCACCUCCACUUUCAUGGGUUCCGGACGUGGGAAGAUCCGCGUGAGUUCCUCGCCGAAGGCCUCCCCAGGGCGAGGCAAGAGGAACGGGGAGAGCCGCAAGUGCCGCAAGGUGUAUGGCAUGGAGCAGCGAGACCUCUGGUGCACACAAUGCAAGUGGAAAAAGGCAUGCAGUCGUUUCGGGGAGUGAGCCUCCGUGGGAUGUGUACAAAAUGAGUGUGUGCUUAGCUGUGUAGCCUAGAGAGAAGGUGGAGAAAAGAGAAAGAGAAAGAGAGAGAGGGGAAAUAUCUUCACUAGAGUCCACAGCUGAAUGAGCAAUUCAGUUUAGGAUAAACAAUUACUAGUGAUUUCCUCGACAGCUGGUUGUGAGGAAAGUGCUUGACACUUGUGGUAGACAGAAAUACUCCUUGCACUUUCAUAACAGAGAGGAAACAAUUUAUGUGUAAGCAUUUCCUUGCAGUCUGAGCAGUCUUACAUACAUAAGUGUAGAAGUAAGAUCACAAAAUAAAGAUGUCAUGAAUGUAGAUUACAAUCUCAUCAUAGGAAAGUCAACCAUUGGAAGCCAGAGAAAAGGGAAGCACAAGAGAACAGGCUGAACGGCAGGAUCUCCAGGUGCAGGUCGCUCCUUCGGGGAGGAGACGCAGCAGGGCCCGGCGUUGGGUGCAGGAGGAGCCCGGCCUCUCGGUGUUGUGGAUCGCUGUUAGUUUGUAAUGGCAUCUCCAAGGUCUGGUGAAAUGUGAUUUGAUGAGGGCAGAUUUUUAUCACGUUCUUGUGAUAUCUCAAAAGGUGUGUGUAUAUACUUUGUAUGUAUGUCUAUAUUUAUACAUGAACUGUGUGCAUACAUGCACAUCUACAUAAAUAUAUAUACAUUCACAUACAAAUGCAUAUACAUAUAUCUGCUCAUAUAUA